CCCGCCAUGUGACCGCGCGGGCGCCCAGCUGGGGCGAGUUAAGUGGCGGCGGCGGGCAGCGCCGGCUGCCCGGCUGCCGCUCCCCAGAGCUUUAGCCUUGGCUUUUUUGAUUUCGUAUUUUUUUCUCCUCCAUCCUCGGCGCUCGGCACUUUUCAAACAGCAGCGCCCCGUGGAUCGCGGCGCGGAGCAAGCCGCCCCGGUGGCGCUGCAGACGGCAGUGGCGCGGGGAGCGAUGCUGCCCGCCCGSCGGGGCUCCGCGCUGCCCGCCCGGGCUCGCGGAGGCGCCGGCGCCCCCUGACCAGCCGGGUACAGGGGUGCUGGAUGCAGGCGCGACCCGGAGGCAGCACUUGCCAUGUGUGCUGGUAGCUACCGGCUGUGGCAGCGCCCGGGGCCCGGCACCGGGUAAGUCGGGGCGGCACCGGGCAGGGCGGCCCCGGGCACGGCCCCCGCCGCCACCAUGGUGAAGGAGGAGUGCAAGGCGCUGCUGGACGCGCUCAACAAGGUGACCGCCUGCUACCGGCACAUGGUGCUGACCAUCGGCGGCACCUCGGACUCCCAGAACCUGCGGGAGGAGCUCAAGAAGACCCGGCAGAAAGCUCAGGAGCUGGCCGUGGCCAACAGGAACAAGCUCACCACGGUCCUGAAGGACAAAAGCGUGAGUAAGGAAGAUAAAGCCGAAUUCGAGAGACUAUGGGUGAUUUUCUCCACGUGCCUAGAGAUCCUGGAGAUCGACAUGAGGAGAGCCCUGGAGCUGGGCCACGAGUUCCCGCUGAACGUCCCCAAAAAGCACCUGAUCCAGACGGGCAUGAGCGGGGGAACCUCCGGCGUGGCCGCCCGCGCCAUGAGCGUCCAGAACAUGAAAUACGAGGCUGAGCACAACAUAGACGUGGUGGAUUUGAAAGACCUCGAGAAUGAGAUCAACCAGGUAGGAGAGAUGAUGUACGAAAUGGAGAUGAAGGUCAAUGUGCCCCAGUGGACAGUAGAGGCUAAGCAAGACCCAGGGGCUGAACUGAAAUCCACCAUCAGCGUGGGCGCUUCUUCUAUUGGCAUGAUCUCUGUGGAGGAAAAUAAAUCCUUCUGCGAUAUCAGCAAGGUUCUAGCUGGGAUUAUUUUCACUGCUGUGCUCAUUAUCGCCAUUGUCCUGGCAGUAUGUGUGGUAAAACUGUCUUAGGGUGGUGCAAGCUCUGACACGAGCRACCCCUCUCCAGCCUGUCUCUGGAGUGUGUCAUGCCUCACCUUUACUUUCAAAAUGUGUCACUUGGAUGAGCUGGGAAUUUUAAACAAGCACUUGAAAGAAAAAARCAAAACUUCUGCCUCUCGAUAUCCUAAAACACACUAUUUGUUUCUUCAUGCUUUUUGAAGAAAAGGGAUGCAAAUGAGCCUGCAAAAUAGAAAWGUCUUGGUUUGCUGGACUUGUAACAGUUAACCGAAGUAUCAGGGUAUUAUCACUACUGGCUGUAACAGGGAUUUGCCUGCUAUUAAUAGAUCACUAUUCUCAGAAGCCUGUGGUUUUUGUUCUUCACUAGGCUCUGGUGUUUGCUGCUCGUCACUGUUUACAGUAUUGGAGAGUAACAUAAAUUUAAAGGUUAACAUGGGUAUUUUGUAUGACCAAGUGAAUAGAGUAUUUCUUUUUUUUCCAUCAAAUACAAAAGAUAUUUMUUGAGUGGAGGAAAGGGGUAAGAUGAAAACCCCACUAAAAGAAUGUAACCAACCUCUAUUUUAGAUAAGUUAAUGGAUGGGGGGGGAGAACAGAAUGAUGUUUGAUACGAAGUACUGUUUGUUGAUGUAGACUGGAUUGUACAGAACCCAAUUGCAUGAAUUGGCACAGCAUAUGUGAAUGACUAAUCGCUUUCCAAAUCCAGAGAGAAAAAAGAGAGAGUUGCAUAUUCAGAAAAAUACUAGUAAGCCUCAUGAUUCUCAUUCACAUUUACUUGAUUUUCUCUUUCCUUGCAGAAAGACUGAUUCUUGCCACUGGUUCUAAUUUUUCUUUCUGUAGCAGCAGUUUGCACUUCAUGAUUAACUAUGAAAACGGGAGCAAUGAAUCUACCCACAGUAGAUGCAGUAACAUUAGAUUUUAGCAAACAAAAAUUAUGUUAAAACAGACCAUCCCAAUGGGAUUCCCUCUCCUGUUGACAGGCAGGGACUCAUGCUUGUGUACUGUCACAUUUCUGCAAGCUCCCAAAUUGCAGAAAUCCAGACAAAGCUAAAAAUGUGUUUCAGUUUUGUAUCUCUUUCGUGUCUGAUUAAUCAUCUGGGAAACAGGAAGCCUGUAAGAUUGGUCUCGUUUGAUAGCACUACAAUUCUGGGAGGGAAAUGCAACAGCAUAAAACUUUCCAGUGCUUCCCUGUGGAAUUUUCAACAUGUAAAUGUAAAGGUGCGUGAACAGACACUUACUUAGCAGAGAAGCUUUACAAUAUUUUGAAAAAGGAUUUAUGUGUUAUGGUAUUUUUUAUUUACUUGUGGAAAUACCUUGUAGUGCUGUGAACACACACUGUCCGUUUAAGAAUGCUUGGUACAUGUGCUAYAGUGCCAUAGGUGUAUGGGGCAUUCCACAGCCAAAUAUAAAGACCCCAUAAUAUUGGGGGUUUAAGAAGCUGUUUUUCUUCAUUGAUUAUUACAGGCACAUUAUCAAAAACUAAUAAUCUGACAUGUUUUGUGAAGUCUUUGCACUUAUUAAAUAAAACUGACAACAAGCAUAAACACCUAAUAUUUGUGAGAUAAGAAAUAACAUACUUCAAAAAACUGCAGCAAACACUUUAUUCUUUAAAACUUAAAAGAACUGGAUUGGGGGGGCAAAAUGUAUUUGAAUYUGGUAACAUGUAGGUGAGAAAAAACUAGUAAGUGGAGGCCUGAAUUUUCAAAGCUAUAGACCGUGCUUAUGUUGAAGGAUCAUGUGAGCUCAGCACAGCGGUCCAGUCUAACUCCAUUCUCUUCGGAAUUCAGAGUGCUACAAGACAACUCCACAUUCCUUUCUGUUGUAUUUCAAUCAUUCCAUAGGAUACGUUUUACAUGUGGUUAAUCUAUGUCUGUAGAGAUCUCUGACAGCUUUCUAACAAAGCCAGGUCUGUAUUUCUCGGUGCUACAGYUCCAGCCUGCCUAGACAAGGUAUAAUUGCUGUGUGUUCAUUUAAAUUGGAUUAUCUCCUUCACAAUUACAAUGAGUAAAGCAUAUUUAAGGAAAAUAUAGCAAAACCUGCARAAGAAGGUAUAUAUUUGGAUUGCCWCCRCUUGUCAUUAAGGAUCUGUGGAUAUUUUCACUCUCUGCASUCUCAGUUCACAGGAAGUUGGAGAAGCAGUUGGGCUCUAUUCUGUGCUUGCUGAAAACUCCAUAUACCUUGUGAAAACAGACCGUUUAACCACAUAUUCUCAAACCCCAAGUAAUGAAUGCAAGUCUGUUUUCUGGUAGAUAAGCAAAUGGUAACACUGACAGCAUUCAUUACCAUUAUCUUGGUAUCUUCCACACACUUAACCAUAGAUAAACAGUUUAUCCAUGCUUAGUUGUGUAGAAGAAUUUCUAAGAAUAGGUCAUCUUCAAAAGCAAGCCUCAGUGGGUUGGUAAACUGUAAAUUUUCAUUCCAUUACAUUUUUUAAAAUUUGGAUAUGUUGCUAUAGGAUUCAAAGACUUUAUAAAAUCUCUUAAGUAUUUAAGUCUUGCUUUAUUAUGAAUGUGCACACAAUUACUAUUUAUAGGACUGGCCUUGAAAAAAGAAUUUUCAAAYCUUAAAGACAAAACUGGGUGCAAAUUAAUUCAUCAUUGGUCUGUUSCUAAAAAUCUAUAUCAUCUUAUGUUUAGGCUAUUUGAAAUUAAUAGAUUAAAUAGAAUUCUAACAGAGGAUUGGCACUGUCUGCAUGGAUAAAGUGCCUGCCAUUCAUCUCCUACACUUGUUUGUUCCACGUGACAGAAUUCGGCACAACUGCACAAAACCAAAACAAAGUGAAACCACCAGUGCCCAAAAGUACUGAGGCUUCCUUUAAGUUAAGAAACAGAGAUUUGCAGUCUUCAUUUAAUUCCCCCUACUGGAAUGCAACUGGAAGGAGACUGGAAAUGCUAUUUUGUAAGUGAAAAAUGGGAAUUCAUACAUCAAAAUACUCYACAUUGAAACAGCAUGAUGAAAAAGCACAGUCUCAUGCUGACUGGUGAGAAUGUAAUUGUAGUACAAAAGAAGAUGGUCAUUGAUUAAUAUCAGUGUUGAUCUGUUUCAGUUAUUUUGUAUUUAUUCACAGAAUACACACAUUAAAUUUGCUGUAUACUAAAAUCUUACUCCUGACUUGAAUUACACUGGUUUUGCCUGUGCAUGGGUGGGUGGUAUUUUCUACACUUGGAAUAAUGCAAGCCUGUUACUGUCACUAUUUAUUUAACUUAAAAUAAAGUACCUCCUUAUAACUUACUGGUUUUCUUGCACCAGUAAUUGAAACCAAACAAAACCUGUCGGAGGGAGUCCUGGGGUGAUCAGAGGGAUAAAGCACCUCUGCUCUGAGCAAAGGCUGGGAGAAUUGGGAUUGUUCAGCCUGGAGAAGGYAAACUUUGAGGUGACCUCAUUGUAGCCUUUAGAAGGGAGCCUGCAAGAAAGAUGGAAAGAGACURUUAAAAAGAACAGGGAGUGUCAGGACAAGGGGGAAUGACUUCAAACKGACAGAGGUUCASAUAAGAUGCUGAGAAGGAAUUGUUCCCAGUGAGGGURGUGAUGSCCUGGCACAGGUUGUCCAGAGAAACUGCGGCUGCYCCUGGAACUCUGGAAGUGACCGAAGCUGGGCUGGAUGGUGCUUGGAGCAACCUSGGAUAGUGGAAGGUSUCCCUGCCCAUGGCAGGGSUUGAAAACAGAUCUUUAAGGUCACUUCCAACCCAGACCAUUCUUUGAAAAGCUGGAAUAUUAAUAUAGCUUGUCAGUAGGCUCUGCUAAGCUGAAGUACCUGUUUCAACCAUAGUAAUAAAAGUAAUGUGCUCAACCCUCUCAUUAGUUUUCUUAACAUAAACGCAGCCU
Molecule: messenger RNA, 4981 nt
Organism: Malurus melanocephalus (red-backed fairy wren)
Lineage: Eukaryota; Metazoa; Chordata; Aves; Passeriformes; Maluridae
Gene: RGS9BP
Product: regulator of G protein signaling 9 binding protein
Exons: 1
Coding region: 458-1171 (237 amino acids)
Biological process (GO): detection of light stimulus involved in visual perception; G protein-coupled receptor signaling pathway
Cellular component (GO): neuron projection; photoreceptor outer segment
Source: RefSeq, a predicted model, not a curated record